GCACGUAUCUCGACCCUCGAACUUCAGCCGUUACCGUGGAACCGCUAAAAAUAAUCCAAACACAUCAAGUAUGUUUACAUUCCGAAAUUACCUGUCAGAUGAGCAUCCAUGUCAAAAUUUUGAGAAAAUGGAUGACGACGAGAAUCAGUUCGUGGUUGAGGACGUCAGUAAAAUUAUCAAUGAUACCAUCGAGGCCACAAUCGGCGGAAACACCUACCAGCAGGACAGAGUGAAUCAGUGGAGCGCCGCAGUGUCGGAGCAGUGUCUGAGCGCGCUCAGCAAGCUGAAGAAGGCCUUCAAGUAUGUGGUUACCUGUUCGAUCAUGCAGAAGAGUGGCGCAGGAUUGCACACUGCAAGCUCCUGCUAUUGGGAUAGCGCCACCGAUGGCACCUGCACGGUGCGAUGGGAGAACAAGACAAUGUAUUGCAUCGUUUCCGUCUUCGGUUUGGCCAUCUAGAGUGCAUUUCAUUCAUUCAUUCAAAAUACAACUCGAACUUAUAAACACACUACAUCGUUCGUAAGAUUUUAUUUUUCAGUCUACAAU
This is a messenger RNA of Nicrophorus vespilloides, 544 nucleotides long. RefSeq names its product dynein light chain Tctex-type-like. The transcript has a single exon. Gene Ontology annotation, molecular function: dynein intermediate chain binding. NCBI's taxonomy places the organism in Eukaryota, Metazoa, Arthropoda, Insecta, Coleoptera, Silphidae. The record is from RefSeq and is a predicted model, not a curated record. Gene Ontology annotation, biological process: microtubule-based movement. The coding region runs from base 71 to 457 and encodes 128 amino acids. Gene Ontology annotation, cellular component: cytoplasm; cytoplasmic dynein complex.